Messenger RNA from Caenorhabditis auriculariae, 7282 nucleotides. The record is from the annotation of a GenBank genome assembly. Lineage: Eukaryota; Metazoa; Nematoda; Chromadorea; Rhabditida; Rhabditidae.
AUGGAGUGGCGGCCAAAUGAACGAACUGCAGAGACGGUCAUGACCAGCGUGAACCCGGUAAAGUUUUUUAAUUCGAAGAAAAACAAUUGAAUUUUCGCUUGUUCAGCAGACCAACGCAGACAAUCCGCAGACGUCCGAAGCCUAUCAAGUGCCUGGCGUGAAACACAAAAGCGUCUAUCGGGUUCUGUCUCAAACGGUGUGUUUCUCUUGUUUACACCAAUAAAAGGAUGUUUCAGGUUGUGAUUUCAGAGAUCUCCAUCCCCAGAAGAACUUUCCGGGUGCACACAGAAAUCGUCGUUAUCCCGCAGUUGAACCGUCUGAGUAGCAUCCAGCUGCAUCUCGGCCACUGUUCGUUUUUUUUUGCCUUAGGAAUGAUUCCGCAAGGAUUUCAUCUGCGAACAGAGACAAAAUUAUUCAAAAAAAAAGGAUGUUCUUUCGAGCGACCAGCUCCAGAAACUUCUGAUUUUUUUUUCCUAAAUUUAGCUUUUUCAUUGGAGAUUAUCAGGCUUUAAGUUUUCUUUUUCGAAGUAACUAAUCUAUACACUAACCCCUAUAGAUAUCUAGAGUAAUUUGGUGCUGAAUUUUCGAAAUUUAAAGGUAUUAUGUUUAUUUCGACAUUUUCCAUAGAAAAGUCCUCUCAUUUUCUGCCUGAUCAGUAUUCACUUCUACAUGAAGAACAUGUAGGUGCUCUGUUGCCGAACGAAAGCCGUGAAGAAGACGGAAAAGUUCUUGUGAAUGAUAUUCCUGCGCGUUAUCGCCGAAGGGACCCCUUCACCGUUAGUUUCAAAAGAUGAACUCUAUAAAUUUUUUUCUUUUUUCUCCAGAAUGCGUCUUCCUCUUCACACCUUCGAUGUUUGGGCGACUUCGGCCCUAAGCUUUACAAUCAACUCAAAGAGAAAGACUGUAAAUGAAGUGCUGGUUCGUUUGGAAAAUUACCGUUUUUCAGAUAAUUUGGAAAUAUUUUUUCCUGAAGAAGUUUUGCCGAAAAUCAACUCUCGUUCUGCUUUCCGCGUUUCUAUCGAUGUAAUCGUGAAAGAUCCCUAUAAGGUCGUUGAAAUUUCGAAUUAAUAUAAAAAGACAGCUUUUCUGCAGGGAGUGCAGUUUGUAGACGUUCCCAGAGGAGUUGGACGAGAUCGGGCCUCUCAUCUGUACACUUAUCAUUCUCCUUACCUUUCCGGUUUCAUCAACUCAUGGCUCUCCGAUAUUUCUCCGUCUUGUAGGCACACGAGAAUGGCUACCAUGUUUGGAUGAAACGGACCAGUUGCUCAUUUGGCAGUUGGAAAUCGUCUGUGAAGACAAUAUGAUCGCCGCUGCAAGUGCCGAACUAAAGGUUCGCUCUUAAUUUUUUUUUAGAAAAUAAAAUAAUUUAAGUUGGUUACUUACUCGCCGGAACUCAAGCAAAGAACGUUUCUGUUCACACAAACUGUGCCGACUUCUGCCUGCAACAUGGGCUGGAUCAUCGGAUAUUUCACUCCCGACCACCAUCCUGAAUCUUCGACCGUCUGUUUUACAUUAACUUCGUUCCCAAUUAUAGAGAUCCAAGUCUAGGAAUUAAGCUUUUCCACAACAGUUUUUUUUUCAGUUUUUUUUUUCGCUUUCUUUAAAAAAUAAAAGGAAAAAGGUUCAGAAAUGAGAAUUUUGCAGUUGCUCACGUUUUCUCUGCCGAAACUCUCUUCAUUUGUGAAGUAUACGACUUCGCUGCUCGAUAAAAUGGUGGAGUUUCUGGAAGAGCUGCUCUCUUGCCGCUUCCCACACUCUACCAUGAAAAUAGCGUUCGUCGACCAGGUCAGAAGGAUUUCCCUCGAAUUUCAAUUUGUCUUUAACUUCUAGGCUCCCGAAGAAGUCAUCACAUACAGUGGAAUGCUCAUCUGUUCUACCCGGAUGCUGUAUCACAAAAGAAUCAUCGAUGUAGUUCAGGUUCGUUUGAAUCCAACUGGGUUUUUCAAAACGAACGGCUAUAGGAAGUUCGCCAGGAACUAAUUUACGGCCUCGCUCAGCAGUUUUUUGGAUGCUUCAUCGUCCCGUCCCACUGGGUUCAUUGGUGGCUUGUCAAAUCGAUUGCCAGGUCCGUUUGGAAAAAAAGCCGCGUUAAGAAGGUUUUUGAGGCUUUUGACCCAUUUGUACGUCGAGAAGCUCUUUGGGACGGCUGAGAGUCGGUACCAGAUGAAGAAAAUGAUGAAUGAAGUAUGCGACUAUGAGUAUCAGUGGGGGAAGGUUUGGUUUUUUUGCACAAAAAAUCUUUUCCGCAAAAAAUCCAUUUUCAUUCUUUUCAUUCCUUUUUUUUCUCGAAAUCCAUUAUUUCGAAUGAUUAAAAAAAAACCUCUAACAAGAAGGAAUUUGAACGAAACAAAAAGUUAAAAGGAAUUUUUUUUCGACGUUCAUUUCAAAUUUUUCUGAUCUGAAAAAAAUGAUCUUACAAAAAUGAAAAAAACUCUGAAAAAUUGAAAAUAAAUUUUUAUACGUUGCUUCGUUGAAUUUUCUCAUGAAGUUUAGAUAACGAUCGCUCACAUUUAGUGUGAAGUUAGUGAAUUUCUGUAAAUUUUCUCAAGUUUUUUCUGAAGAUGUAUUCUCUGUACUAGACGCCAAAUAUAAAAAGCUAUGAGAAAUCUUCAACUUUCUCAACCUUCAAAGAGUUUUCGAGCAAGUUCUUGAGAAUUUUAAAAGUGACCGUUCUGGAAGAAAUAGGGAAACCAAUCUGCGGAAAAGUUUCAUUAGCGCAAGUUCUAUUUUCUCUUGGUAUAGACGGCGAUUCGUGCAGAUAAUCCUCACUCCUGAACUGACGGAUCCCCAGCGGAAGAAUGUCGACUGCGACCCUCGCCACGAGCUCACUUGCUCUCCUCUCUACGUUCAGGCGAUGCUCAAGAAAGGCUUCCUUAUCAUGCGCAUGCUCUUCUGUCGUCUCGGAAAGGAACCUUUUCUCCAGGUUCCCCUUUUUACAUCUUGCUCCAUAGAUUGAAAAAAAAAACUUACGACGGACAUGAAUCAAGCUCAAUAGUGAGUAUAUGAUGAGAAGACAAUUUGAUAGGUUUUGCAUCGACUUCUCACCGUGGGACAACAAAUGAGUGAGAAAAGAAACACCCCGGGCGCCUGGAAGCAUAUGGUUUGUUUUAGCGAGAUAUUCUCUCAUCUUUCGAGGUUUAGCUAACCUGCACGGAGGCUUUCUUCCGGUCUGUGAGUAAUGUGACAGGAAGUGAGAUCCCGACAUUUGUUGAGCAAUGGAUCCGAUCCGGAGGUCAUGGCGCCUUUCAGGUUUGAUUUCUAUCAGUGAAUAAGAAAAUCAGACGGAUUUUUAAAAUAAUUUUCAGGAAAUCAAUUUUUAAGAAGCUGUAUUACUUAGGUUCAGUAGUAAUAAACCAUUUUUGAGAAUCUCAAUCUAAUAAAUGAAAAAGAAGAGGAGUCAGUGGCUAGUAUCAUUUCCAAAUAGUGAGGUGAAUUUUCUUUUCAACAAGUUUGAGGUUAGACGUUUUCCCGGUUUUAAGGUGACUUUCGAGUUCAAUCGGAAAAGGAACAUGAUCGAACUGGAAGUGAAGCAAGACAUCGACCAAGGCAACGGCCGUCUUCAGUGCGUCUUCCUUCCAUUUCCCGAUAGCUUGUGGUAUUUUCAGAUACGUAGGACCUCUGGUCGUGGUUGUGCAAGAGCUGGACGGCGCCUUCACUCACACGGUCCAGAUCGACGGUGCCACUUCUCAUGCCGAUCUCCAAUGCCAUUCUAAAGGCAGACGACAGAAAAAAGUUUUUUCUCACUUUCUUCAAGAUAGUGCACGACGAUUUCAGAAGCGCGUUCCUCUUUUGAGUGGGGAAGAGGUCGAAAUAGAUCUCUCCAAUUUGGACCCAGAUUCUCCUGUCCUCUGGAUACGGUAUGGCUAUCUCAUUUCGUUCUCGCUAGAAAAUUUGAAGUAACCAUACUUUUGUCGUAUUUAGGGGGUUUUUUCUUCUCUAGUGCUUUUCAGUAAAAAGCCGAAAUAAUUUGAAAAUAACGAAAAGGAAAGAAAAAAUAAUUGAUGAAAUGUUCAAAAAAAAAAAUAUCUUGAAGGCGUAACUUUACCGUUGAAAUGUUUUUGUUUUUAAUUCUUAACUUCAGUUAUGUAGAGUAUGUUUUUUCCAACUCUGGGUUUUUCCCUUUAUUGACCUUCUCUUGUUGAAGUACUUUCAGUCAUUAGAUCUUUUGAGGAUCGUUCUGUCUAUCAAAGCAAAGUCUUUCAACAAAAUUUAAUCAGCAAAAAGGGAAAGAAAACAUAAAAGAGGCGGAAACACAUUUAAAAAUAGAAGGUAAAAAUAAUAAUAACCAGUAAUGGGAGGAGGUUCGAAAUUCGUUUUAAAUAUUACUACUAAUCUUUUUUUUACGGUUCAUAUGAGCUUGUUCAAAUGGCCAUAAAAUGGUCCAUGAGUAUGAUUUUAUUUCUUCAGAAACUUAAAUAUGUUUAUCAAUUAAUCUUUUUUUUCAUGCGGAGUCAUUUGAAUUAGGAAAAAGGGACUUUCAGUGUCGACCAUGAUCAUCAUCUUCUCCGCGAUAUGGUCAUAAAUCAACCUAUCUAUCAUUGGGAGUACAUGCUCAAGUACGAAAGAGAUGUCAUAGCACAGAUGGAGGUCUCGUUUUUGACGAUGGCUCGAAGGAUAUAUAGAGAUUCAUAAAUCAUUCCGUUUCUUGGUCGAAUUUUCGGAUUUCUCUUUAAAAAAGAGUAAAAAAGUUAGAAAGUGAGCAAAAAAGCGGUCCGUGAACUCAUUCACGGCUCCACUUUCAUGGCGUAUCUCCUUUCUUUUUGUUUUGAAAUUUUUCUACUCGAAUUUUAUUUUUAUUUUUUUUUAAAUUUAUAAUUGCACCAAUUGAAAGAUUGGUUUGAUUUAGGCGCUAGACCGGCUUCAGAAGUUUCCCAGUGCGCAGAGCAAAGCCGUUAUCAUAGAAACAGUGGCUAACGACAACUUUUUCUAUCGGUAAAAUUAUUCUCUCUAAAUAUUUCUUUUUCUCUUUGAAGAGUUCGAUGUCGGGCCGCCUUUGCCCUCUCUGUUGUUUUGAAUAGAAAACUCGAGGCCUGGACCGGCGGUAGUCCUGUUCUCAUCAACAUGUUCCGGUACGUUUCAACAGUUCUUGACAACGCAAUGAAAGUUUAGAAAACGUAGCGUCAGCUUGUUUUUUCUAGCCCACACUCACUUAUUUCACCGAGCUUAUUAACAAUGUAUAAGUUUUUGAGUCUCCAGUUUUCGAGCCUCGAUUCAUAAGCUGAAAAUCCAUAGAUCUGCAAAAAAUCCACUGCAAAAAAACUCUUGAGAAAAUUAGUUUGUUGCAGGGAGCAGUAUGGCUCAAAAGCGUCUCCGAACAUUCCGCGUUCCAAUAACUACGUCGUGACAUCGCAAAAUCUUCAGCAAUAUUUUGUUAUGCAGGUGUCAAAAAGGAGAUGUUACAGGCGCCUAAGAACUUGUUUAGGCUUUACCUCAAGCAGUUUCGAGACUACGAAAACAAUCUGGGGAACCGCUGGAAGAGGUCGUUUCUUUUCUCAUGGACCUUAUCAAGUUCAAUGAUAACUCUACUAAUAGGUUUCGUCUUUUUCAAGCAACUUCUUCAGAAGGAAGAUUCAGAUAUUCGGAUGACCACUACCGCGCUUCAUUGUACAUGGCCCUGGCAACGAGUAUCGCGCCAUGCGAGACGCUGCCGCUGCACAUCCAGCUUCCGGAAAACUUGUCAGCAGAAAUUCGCUCCAUCAUUCAAGUGCCCUUUCCUCUUUUUAUCGACUUCCAACCGAGAUUCAGGAAUUCACCUACGCGCUCAACAUGGACACGAUGAGUCCAAGUUUUGGCCGGAUCGUCGGAAUCUCCGCCUUGACGGGACUCUACCACUUGCAGAAAAACGGCUACUUGCCGCUUGACUCUAAAAUUUUGUGGACUUUUGCUCAGCCCAAAGUUUGUCCACAGGUUCGAAUCGUUUUUAUUACUUUUAUGUACACAUUUUUCACUUAUUGAAACAAAAGCUGCUCAUCGGGAAAUGUUCUCAGCUCACAUUGUGACUUCAGAAUUAGCUCAUGGUGACUAGAGGAAUUUUUUUUACGUUUAUUCCGAAUCUGUGUUCAAAAUUUGAUUUGAAAUAUUCAAUUUAUCCUAAUGAGCCCCUCUUUUUUUAUUCUCGUCCAUCUGCUCAAUAAAAAAAAAUUUUUGUGAGAUGAAUUUCAGACUUCAGUUAUCAUUUUUCAAAGUUUUGCGCAUGAUGAGAUUCUUCAAGCGAGGUGAAAUGAACAUAUUCUCACAACUGAAAUUAUUUUCAUAGAAAACAUUUUCGAUUGCAACCUUGUGAAGCAGUCUUUAUUGAGUUCUAUUUAUGAACCGAAAAGUUUUGAGAUCCCUCCCCAUCUCACGACUGUUCAGAUAAGAACUGCCGCGAUAACGCUGCUGGUGGAUCGCGUUUGCAACGACCAGUUCGCCAGCGAGUGCCGUCACGAAGACGUUCUGCAACUUCUGGAAUUCGCCUGCGUCGACAGAGAUCCUUCUAUCCGAGCUCUCAUCGUCCGUCUUAUUUCCAUCACAACUCCCUUCGCUACUUUCAACAAGUAGAUCGUCUCAACUCGGAGCGAACUGUUAAAAUCAUCUUUCAGCACGGUUUAUGGCUUCAACAACGCUUGCAAUACGAUUCAGUACGCUGAAAAAUUGUGGAGUAUUGUUUCGAAUCCGAAAAUAGUGAGUUCGCAAACAUUUCAUGCUACUUUCGAAAAAUCGAGAAGAAGCGAGCAACGGAGCAAAACGAUAAUAUUUUAUAUGACAUUUUAUUAUUACAGGGACGUGUUUUUUGAAAUUUUAGAAUUGAUACAGCUUAAAUUAUUGAAAAUGAAAAAAUUUCUUUGAUAAAGGUAGAAGAACCGAAAGAAAAGAAGUGAAUUUAAAGCCAAAAAGUAGGAUUCUAAUCUGUAAUAUUUAAAAAAUUAUUCUGAGCAAAAGUCUAUGUUUGGAAUAGUUCGAGAGGCUACGACUCUUUUUGUAGGCUUCGAAAGAGAUCAGACUUUUCCCAACUGAAAAAGUCUCGAAAUAAAUCUCAUGGUUGAAAAUCUGAAAAAUUCAGGACGCUGUAGUGAGACUCGGCUGCGUGGACAUUUUCUUCUCGCAGUUUGGCCUAGGCGUUCCGCCGGUGAUGGGAGGUCCGUCAGAGGCUCCAGGUCAUCAUCGCUCCUACAGUUCCGUGGUGAGCCCUGUGCAGCAGCUGCCACUCUCGCAGUGGCACAACAGCGCCUACGAGUUCGGAAGAUCUUCUCCCACUCGCGGCACUCACAUCACCUCUUUUGGCGACGACACUCUCAAAUAG